CUGUGCAUGAAAGAUGUCCUAAUUAUUCUCGAUACAUCGCUUUCUGUCGAGGCGUAUUUCGAGAGAAAUAUGAAACCAUUUCUUAAGGAGCUCGUCACAGACAAAGAUCUCCAUGUUUCUAAAUUUGGUACACAGAUUGCGCUGAUGAUAUUCAGUGGGGAGAAAAAGACCAAGGUCUUGUUAAAGUUUGGAAAAAUUUAUGAUGCUGAUAAACUGGCGCAGUUUAUCGAGAAAUUGAAAUGGGAUGAUAUAAAAGGAGGUUUUACAAGAACUGAUAUCGCUUUUCAGAUAGCGAGUGAUAAGGUACAAAAUUAAUAACUUAAUGCCAUGAUUACUCCAUUCAUGAUUAUCCUUUAUUUAUGAAAUUGAUAAAUCAACUUUUUAUUUAAAUAUUUAUAUCAAAGAGUUGAGAAAUCUGUUUUUGAUUCAUAGGCAUAGCUCAGACUGAUCGCUUUUCUGGACUUCAUCAAUGCUAAUAACAGCCUGAUUGAACAUGACUAGGACUUGUAAAUUUAAACUUGUUCAAAACGUAGCCUUUAACUGAGAACACAACGUUCAGCAGCAAAUCGAUUACAUUCAAAGAAGAAGUGGAGCUCUGUUUCGUUUGCUAAACCACAACUACACAUUGGUGAGGCCACACAGUUCAUCAGGAACAAACGAUAAUUUAAAAUACUAUUACGUAAGCGAAAUCGAGUAUGCAAUAAAGAAGCCAUGCGAUUUCCAGUGAUAAAUAAAGUAUUACGUAUUAUUACGUUAUUUUUUAAUUUAUUGUGCCGACAUUUUCGAAACAGGUGUUCACUAAAAACAAUCCAGGAAACAAUAGACCUGGUGUGCCAGACGUUGUGGUAAUUAUCACCGAUGGAGACCCUUAUGCAGGAAAUAUUGACAAUGUUUUGGAAAAAACAAUGGCAAAUGCAAGCGUCAUCAAGGAGAAAGGGAUCCAGAUUGUCGGAGCCGCGGUAGGGAAUGAGGCGAUGAGAGCGAAACUAAGACCCAAAUUGGAAGCGAUGGCUACGUCAGCGGAAUUCGUUGUCGAGGCUGACUUUAAAGAUAUCAAAACGAUUCGUUCGAUGCUGAUUUCGAAAACCUGUACGCCACCAGGUAAGACCGGAACAUGUUUAGCCUGACUAAGGAAAUUAAUGGCGAAAUGAUAUCGAUAUUUGAUAUCGCACUCGCGUAAAAGUUUCAGAACCGGCCAAUCAGAUGUGCAAGUUAACUACUAUAGGUGUACAAAAAAGCGCAUAAUUCUAAAAUUUCCGCUGAACUGAAAAUUACGCAAAUUUUGUGACAACUUUAUGUUACUAUGAGUAUAUAGUUUGAACUCUCCUGGUAUCUCUAUGACAAUAUUAGUCUGAAAAGUAAAUAUAUAAGAGUAUGCAUGGUAGAAAAGUAAAAAUAUAAGAGUUACAACGCAAUUUUAAUUCAUAGGGUGCAAAUUUGUAUUUAUAAACCAUGAAAGUAGUAAACAUUCAAUUUAAUGUGCGUUAUGUCUUACGCGCGACAUUUAAAACUUGGACUUUCUUGCCAACCAAAAUUGUGUUUCAAAUCUUCCAUUUUUGUGCGCUAGCCAUUCAUAUAAAGUGGUUUGGAAAAACAGCCCUGGUGCCGGGUGCGCACUCGAAAAUUUGCUUAUUUUAUUCAGAAUAAUUUUGUGAUAGAGAUAGCUACCAGAAGACAUCAAAUUACCCAUAAAGUUGCUCAAUUUGCCUCAGUUGAACUGCCUUUGCCAGUGCAUAUAUGUAGUGCCAAUAAAAUGAACAAGCUUUCGAAUUCGUUGGUAGGGAUGCAUGCAACAACCUAGCCUGCGAACAGGCUCUCAAGCUGAAUCAGUGAACUGUAAAUAACCUGUAAAUUAUUUACAGUUCACUGAGCUGAAUUGAGAGCCUGCAUCGAUGACUAAUGAAUUUAAAUAUCUGCCCCGUAACGUUCGCUUUUCCAAAUAUGGAAUGUCUAUCCUUAUAUGGUGUUGUUUACAACUUUCGUGCAAACUAAAUUUAGACCGUGCAAACUAAAUUUAUACCGUACAGUUUAUACUGUUUUUCGAAAUAUAAGAUAUUCAAGCAAAAGUUUAAAUGUUUUAAAUACUGUUUUCUCAAAACAGAACAUUUCGUGCUUUGAGAUAAGAUGGCCAAGACCAAUUUGAUCAGUUAAUGUGUUUUUUAUGCAUAGUGCUUCAGCAGUUGACAUAUAUAGAGCUCAGCGGAAACAUAUAAAUUAUAGCAUCUGACCAAUGAGAAUUUCGCGUCACGAUUUGAGACGCAGAUAUUCAAAUUCAUUAGUCAUCGAUGCAGGCUCUCAAUUCAGCUUGAGAGCCUGUUCGCAGGCUAGCAACAACCUGCCCUAUACUGAUCAGUAUUUUUGCUAUUUUUUUCAAAAGUGGAACGAUGCGUAUGUCGUUCGACAACUUCAAAAACCUAUUUGAUAAAACCCGGACAAUCCAAAGCGACCGCAACUUGGCCUGUGCCACAAUACUCUUGCGGUGCAAGAACGAGGGAAACGACGAUGGUUGAACCAAACGUGCAGUCACCUCAUGCAUUCCCUCGUGGUGAUCAUAUUAUCAAGUAUACGUUUAAGUUUGAAGGUGGUGUAGACGUCGUAUGUCCAGUAACAAUAAUUGUAAAAGGUGAGGAUUAUAACUGAGAAAUUCCGAACAAAAAUUAUAUAUACAAGUUAGACCUGAGCAUCUGCAAAAAUGAAACCAUAGGCCCUCUGCGAUCUCGGUCAUAUCAUAGUCACCAUACAUUACCAUAUCAUCAUACCAUACCAUACUGUACCUUACCAUACCGUACCAUACCGUAUCAUACCAUACUAUACCAUAUUGUACCAUACCAUACUAUGCCAUACCAUAUCAUACCAUACCAUACCAUGCCAUACCACACUAUACCACACCUUACUAUACCGUACCAUACCACAGUGAAUGCAACCAUACCAUGCAUGCUAUACCAUACCAUAUAUACCAUACCAUACCAUACCAUACCGUACCAUACCAUACCAUACCACACCAUCCCAUCCCAUCCCAUACCAUACCAUACCAUACCACACCAUACCAUAUCAUACCAUAUCACACCAUACCAUAUCAUACCAUACCAUACCAUACCAUACCAUACCAUACCAUACCAUACCAUACCAUACCAUACCAUACCAUACCAUACCAUACCAUACAAUACCAUACCAUACCAUACCACACCACACCAUAUCAUACCAUACCAUACCAUAUACCAUACCAUACCAUACCAUACCAUACCAUACCAUACCAUACCAUACCACAAAUAGGAGACUGUUCUCUCAAGUAGUAUAGAUUACAGAAUUAGUUUAUUUCUCUAUGGGUUUACAGGAAAGAUGUGCGGUGAGAAAGCUUUCGAUUCAUGCAAACAAGAUUGCUGUUGUGGCACGAUUCAUGAUCAUAUGCCUGGAUUCAAGUGCUGUGGUCCAAAGUACUACAAUCCAGCUGAUUAUAAAUGCUGUGAUUAUGCUCAUCUCGUUUCCAGCCAGAAAUCCUGUCCGAUCUAUUAA
Messenger RNA from Paramuricea clavata, 3513 nucleotides. The record is from the annotation of a GenBank genome assembly. NCBI's taxonomy places the organism in Eukaryota, Metazoa, Cnidaria, Anthozoa, Malacalcyonacea, Plexauridae.